Messenger RNA from Suillus clintonianus, 4675 nucleotides. Its product is annotated as C2 domain-containing protein. The transcript is spliced from 19 exons. The record is from RefSeq and is a predicted model, not a curated record. The coding region runs from base 120 to 4559 and encodes 1479 amino acids. Gene Ontology annotation, molecular function: lipid binding. NCBI's taxonomy places the organism in Eukaryota, Fungi, Basidiomycota, Agaricomycetes, Boletales, Suillaceae.
AUCCUCCUUAACACACUAGUCUAUCCUACUACCCUAUUAGCUGUCCGUUCGUCUGAGCUGACUCAACUGGUCCCAUCUUUUCUUUUCUCUUCUCUUCGUUUAUCUUCCUGCUGUUGGACAUGGCGACAAACGCACCUUCCAAUGGCAAUGGUGUACAACAAUCUCAAGAAACGGCUCAAACUCAGCUUCAUGACAUCAUGAGCAAUGAUGCAUCCAAAGGUGCCAUAGUUCACUCCUUUGACCCGGAUGCUUCUCCCCAACAGAAGGCUGCUGCUGCGGGGAUGCAGCGUGACCAACUGAAGAGUAUCACCGGGCAGGAUGGAAGUGCACAAGGCGAGAAAGAGUUAUCCAUUGAUGCUAACGGUGGAGGCCCUGUCCCCACCAUUACAGUCGAAGAUGCGGACGAAGCGACUGACGAAGAGCAGAAGAAAUCGGGCAGUACAACUCCGUCUUUACCUCUAAUACCCGGGGAAUACCCCUCUGGUGUCGCUCCAGCGAUUCCAGAUUGGUACAAAGUUGGCUGGCGUGCUGUCUCGAACAUUGAUGCCCCUCCGCUUGCAGAAGGCGAGGAGAAAGAUAAACAUAUACUUCAGCUUUUCUUGUCUGAGCAAUACUAUGGCCAGUGGUACCAUAACGCUGCCCUCAUUUUCUUUGCUGUGUUCGCUUCUCAUUUCUUGACACGAUUCAACUUCGGCUGGGGAUGGCUGAUCGUGUUGCUAUCUAUUUGCAACACCUACUAUGUGACGUCAAUGACUCGUGCCCGCCGGUGUGCCCGUGAUGACAUUCAACGGGAACUGGUCAAAACACGCCUUGCGUCCGAGCACGAAACCGCUGACUGGAUGAACAAUUUCUUGGAUCGUUUCUGGCUCAUCUACGAGCCUGUUCUUUCUGCUACCGUCGUCGCCUCUGUUGAUCAGAUCUUGAGCACUACCACUCCUGCCUUUUUGGACUCCUUGCGCCUCACAACCUUCACUCUUGGGACGAAGGCUCCCCACAUAGACAAAGUCAGGACAUUUCCAAGGACUCCCGACGAUAUUGUCAUGAUGGAUUGGGGAAUUUCCUUCACUCCUAAUGAUGUAUCUGACAUGACCCCCCGUCAAGCAGCGCAAAAAGUCAACCCCAAAAUUGUACUAUCCGUUCGCGUGGGCAAAGGUCUUGCCACAGCCUCCAUUCCCAUCCUUCUCGAAGACAUCACUUUAAGCGGUUUGAUGAGGAUUAGGCUGAAGUUGAUGGCGAACUUCCCUCACGUGCAGAUCGUGGAUCUCAGCUUCCUUGAAAAGCCGGUUAUUGACUACGUGCUUAAACCGGUGGGCGGCGAGUCACUUGGAUUUGACAUAGCCCACAUUCCUGGUCUGCAAACUUUCAUUCGGGAUAUGGUUCACGGCACGCUCGGUCCCAUGAUGUACGACCCGAAUGUGUUCACUCUUAAUCUCGAACAACUUCUUUCUGGUGUACCCCUUGAUGCAGCUAUUGGCGUCGUUCAAGUCAUUGUUGAGGCUGGUCGCGGGCUUAAGGCCAAUAAGAUUGGCGGUGGCUCUCCUGAUCCCUACGUCAGCAUCAGCAUCAAUAACCGCGAGGAACUCGCGAGAACUAAGUACAAGCAGAGCACAUACAACCCAACAUGGAUGGAGACAAAGUUCAUUCUGGUCAACUCCAUUCAGGAAUCGUUGGUGCUUAGUCUUUUUGACUACAAUGAUCAUCGUAAGGACACUCCUCUUGGUGCCGCCACCUUCGAGCUGCAAAAACUACUGGAGGAUGCAACCCAGGAAGGUUUAGAGCUACCCGUUUUGAAAGAUGGAAAGGAUAGAGGAUUGAUUCGUCUCAGCGUCAACUACUUCCCGUGCGUUCAUGACUCAUUCAAAAGCCAAUACUUAUCAUUCUCGCUAGACGUUGGAAUUGUUCGCUUGACUAUACAUCAGGCCAAGGAACUUGAUGCUACAAAAUCACUUUCCGGCGACUUGAACCCCCUGGUCAAGGUCUUCGUUGGGAACAGCCAUUCCUACACGCAUAAAUCGCAGAUCAUCAAGCACACGAACAAUCCCAUUUGGGAGUCACCGACAGAGUUCAUUUGCUCAGACAAGUCGUCUUCAGUCAUCACUAUCAAGGUGGUAGACGAGAGAGACUUCCUCAGAGACCCGGUGGUCGGCCACAUGUCUGUCCGGCUUGUCGAUCUUCUCCAGACGGAUCCCACUAUGGACAGGGAAUGGUGGCCCUUGAAUGGCUGCAACAGCGGCAAGAUCAGGCUCAGUUGCGAGUGGAAGCCGCUGCAAAUGGCUGGCGCCUUGAGCGGCGCGGAUCAGUAUGUGCCUCCUAUAGGUGUUGUUAGACUUUGGCUGCAGAAGGCGACGGAUGUUAAGAAUGUGGAAGCGACUUUGGGCGGCAAAAGUGAUCCUUAUGUUCGAGUGUUGGUGAACAACGUCACUCUUGGGAGGACUGAAGUUAUCAACAACAAUCUGAACCCCGAGUGGGAUCAAAUAAUAUAUAUCCCGGUCCAUUCCCUGAGAGAGUCGAUGCUCAUGGAAGUCAUGGACUACCAGCAUUUGACGAAGGACCGCUCCCUUGGAUCGGUGGAACUGCAUGUUAGCGAUCUUGCACGCGAAUCGUCAGCUGAUUCACAAUACCGUUACGAAUCAACUGGCGACAGGGAGGUUGCUGAGCCAAUCAAGAUCGACGGCAACACAAGCAAAGGGCACCUACACUUCAGAGCUGAAUUCGUAUCAGCUUUGAACUUGAAGCAUGUACAUUUUGAUGCAGACGAAAACGAGAUCCAGAAAGCCGCUCAUAAAGAAGUCCAGCACAAUCAUGAAAAUGACAGUUCAGGCACCAGCAACAGUUCUUCCAGCAACGAAGAAGAGGACCGACAUGUGACUGUCAAUCGACCAAUGACUGAGGCAGGGACACCACCCCAUCAAACAGAUUCUAGUGAAUCAGUUCGAGCCAAUGGGGGUGGGGCUAAAUUGGACGACGAAGCAUCGCUGAAUGAAAAAGAUUCUGCAAAAGAAGGUAUCGAUCUCAGCAAGGAAGAAUUGUUCAAGCACCAAUCGGGUAUAAUUAUCUUCAACGUGAUAGGCGGACAUUUGCAGAAGAAAGCUCGUCUGGAUGUGCUCCUGGAUGACGCGUAUUGGCCUGCUUUCAGCACCCUGAAAUCGCAAGGCACAAACGCUCAGUGGUUGCAUGUUGGCGAAGGCUUCCUCAAAGAGCUCGACUUUGGUCGCGUGUGGCUGCGCUUGAAUGAGAGUGGGGAUCCCGAUAAGGAUGACAUUACAGCGGAAUGGAAAGGUGACGCGAAGGCUUUUUUAGAUGCCACCCUGAAUCGUCGGUCGUCCUUCACACUCGCAGAUGCAGAUGGUCGUUCGUCCACUGUUGAGAUUGAAUCCCGCUAUGUGCCCGUCCCAGUGAAGCUCUUGCCUAGAGAGAGUGUAAACAACCAAGGCACACUCCGAGUUGAUCUUCUGGCUGGAAAGGACCUUCGUUCUGCUGACAGAACAGGCAAAUCUGAUCCGUUCGCCGUCUUCACUCUCAACGGCACGAAGGCGUUCACGUCUCAAACCAAGAAGAAAACUCUCAACCCUGAUUGGUCAGAAUUUUUCGAAGUCGAUGUGCCAUCUCGAGAGGCGGCAGAAUUUUCUGUCGAAGUUUUCGAUUGGAAUCAACUCGAGCAAUCUAAGAGUCUUGGGCGUGGUACCAUCAAUCUGCGUGACAUUGAACCCUUCGAGGCCGCCGAACAGGUGAUCGAGCUUUCGUCGGAAAAGCACGGUGCAAAAGGACAUGUCGCAAUUCGAUUAAUCUUCCAACCGGAGAUUAUUGCCAAGAGCCGGAAGGCGACCUCGACCUUCUCUAGUGCGGGCCGCGCUAUGACACAAAUUGGAUCAUUGCCCUUCGGUGCUGGCAAGGGCGUCGUUCGUGGCAUUGGUAAUGUCUUCAAGAGAGAUUUCGGAGGCAGUCAUGAAAAGUUAGAUGUUCCCCACGCCGUGCCAGAGGUCGCUGCUGGCCAGGCAUCGCGGCCAAUAGGAGAGCAGACUGCAGGUGAAGACACGACUCCCGCCCCCGUCUUCCCCUCCUUGAGUCGCACUCCUUCAGCUUCGGGCCCACCAUCAGAACCUGGAACACUUAGAGUAACGAUGAUGAGCGCAAAAGAUGUGUCUAUGGCGGAGACGAAACCGUACGCAGUCAUACGCGUCGGCGACAAGGAGUUCAAGACGAAACAUGGUAACAAGACAUCAUCACCAGAAUGGAAUGAGUCUUUCAACUUUGCUGCUAGUGCACACAUGCCCAAAUUGCAUCUCUGGAUUUAUGACCAUAAGACGCUCGGAAAGGAUAAGCUGUUAGCUGAGGGCGAGGUUGAUAUCUGGCGGCACAUACAAGUUGGCCGGUCGACAGCUGCUGAGGUUACCGUCGAACUUCAAGGAGGAGGGCUUGCCCGUCUCCGUCUGGAAUUUGAUGCAGAGAAUCAUCCACGGGACGCAUCCGUCGUGUCCCUCGAACGAUCGCAGCUGCAGACUUCUCCGUCGAGAUUCAGCAUCAGAGGUCGUAGACCAGGAUUGAAUGAGGAUAGUUGAUUAACGGCGUAUACAAUUCUUGAUAUCCUGCUUGGGACUGGUACAUAUUUGACGAUCUAUGGACUACCAGUUUUAUAUUUCAUUUGCAACCUCAUUGAUGUCUUUUGGGGAAAAAA